This is a messenger RNA of Drosophila hydei, 1081 nucleotides long. It is a transcript of the gene Roe1, whose product is annotated as grpE protein homolog, mitochondrial. Bases 123 to 803 code for a protein of 226 amino acids. Gene Ontology annotation, biological process: protein import into mitochondrial matrix; protein folding. The transcript has 3 exons. The record is from RefSeq and is a predicted model, not a curated record. Gene Ontology annotation, cellular component: PAM complex, Tim23 associated import motor. Lineage: Eukaryota; Metazoa; Arthropoda; Insecta; Diptera; Drosophilidae. Gene Ontology annotation, molecular function: adenyl-nucleotide exchange factor activity; protein homodimerization activity; protein-folding chaperone binding.
AUUUUGUAUAUCGAUUAGAAUUCUCGAUUAAUCAGUAAGCGCUGACGAAAAAAUUAUUUCUGUGAAUUCUAACUCUAAGAGUAGUUAAAAGUUGCAUAGAUUUUAAGAAAACAAAAACUUCAAUGGCAACAAAAGCAUCUUUAACUAUGCAAAUGCUGGCUAACCGUCUGGGUAACUUUAUACCCACUGCUGGGACAAAAAACAUAAGCUUACUGCGCCAUGCCCAAACACAACUUCUGCGGGGGUAUACUUCGGAAAAACAGCAAGAAGUAACUGAUGAUGGCACGGUAGUGGAUCAGAAAAAAUCCCCACAAUCACUGGAAAUCGAGCGGUUGACGCAAGAGUUGGUGGCAGCAAAAGACCAAAACAGCGAACUUUUAGACAAAUACAAGCGUGCGUUGGCUGACAGUGAGAAUAUGCGCACACGGUUAAACAAACAAAUAAGCGAUGCAAAAAUAUUUGGUAUACAAAGUUUUUGCAAAGAUCUACUAGAGGUGGCUGACACUUUGGGCCAUGCAACUCAAGCAGUUCCUAAAGAAAAACUCAACGGUAAUUCAGAUCUAAAGAAUCUUUAUGAAGGUCUAAGCAUGACACGUGCUGCGCUGCUUCAGGUGUUUAAGCGUCAUGGCCUAGAACCAGUGGAUCCUAUCAAUGAAAAAUUUAAUCCAAAUCUGCACGAGGCACUAUUCCAAAAAGAAGACACUACUGUUGAAGCAAACACAGUUGUAGAGGUUACCAAGCUCGGUUACAAACUGCAUGAACGUUGUAUACGCCCAGCUCUGGUUGGCGUGUCCAAGUGCUGAUAUAACGAUGCUCAUCGAUAUCCUCUGUUUAUGCAAGCUACUUUACAUAGAUUACCUUCUAAUGUUUGCAAUUUGUCUUAUGCUGCUAAAUUCAUGUACGAUACUAUGUAAAUACAUAUAGGUUUUCCAUAUACCGGAAAUAUCCAAGUUUCCUAGUUAUUAAGUGUACUAUGGCAUUCAGUGUACUACAUACUUUCUUUCUCCGACGUAGUUGCUGAAUGUCUAGUUUAAGGGAUUUAUAAUUAAUAAACUGUUUUUUAUUUGUAGUUUAUUAAUUA